AUGGGUUUUGAACUUAAGCUUACUGGAACCGUUAUUUGCAGCGGUGGUAACCGUGGUAUUGGUCUUGGCAUUAGCAGGGCCUGCGCUGAGGCUGGAGCCAAUAUCGCAAUGCUUUACCACAAGCACCCCGAGGCGGACAAGGUUGCGGACUCGCUCGCGAAGGAGUUUGGCGUUAAAGUUAAGGCAUACAAGUGCGACGUCUCUGAUGCUGCGACUGUCAAGUCCACUGUUAAGCAGGUCGAGUCGGAGCUUGGCCAGGUAACGGGUCUUGCUGCGAACGCCGGCGUGUCGGUCGUCAAGCCUGCGCUCGAGAUGACGCCCAAGGACUUUAGCUUUGUGUUUGACGUCAACGUGCUCGGCGUGUUCAACGUCGCGCAGGCUGUUGCGCAGCACUGGAUUGAUUCUGGCUUCAAGAAGGGUUCAAUUGUCGUGACCUCGUCCAUGUCCGCCGAGGUGUACAACCAAAAGGGUCUCAAUGACCCGCUUACUCAAGUUUUCUACAACUCGUCCAAGGGCGCCGUGACGAAUAUGGUCAAGGGUCUUGCUGCCGAGUGGGCCCAGUACGGUAUUCGCGUGAAUGCGCUUGAGCCAGGUUUCUGCAACACGGAGCAGACCAGCGGCAUGGACCAAAAGAUUCGCGACUACCAGGCUGCUUCUGUGCCCAUGGGCCGCUUUUCGGAGCCCCACGAGCAGGCUGCUCCCGCUUUGUUUUUGCUCAGUGAGCACGCCAGCUACAUGACUGGCCACCAGAUCCGCCCCGACGGUGGCUUCACCGUUUGGUAA
Malassezia vespertilionis is the source of this 783-nucleotide messenger RNA. RefSeq names its product sorbose reductase. The transcript has a single exon. Gene Ontology annotation, cellular component: intracellular anatomical structure. Gene Ontology annotation, molecular function: oxidoreductase activity, acting on NAD(P)H, oxygen as acceptor. NCBI's taxonomy places the organism in Eukaryota, Fungi, Basidiomycota, Malasseziomycetes, Malasseziales, Malasseziaceae. The record is from RefSeq and is a predicted model, not a curated record. The coding region runs from base 1 to 783 and encodes 260 amino acids.